AUGCGGUCUGAACGUCGGACGGAGGAGGCGGUGGCGGCGGUGCUGUGGAGCCGCGAUCCCGGCCUGGAGGCGGCGGCGGCGGCGGCGGCGGCGGUGGCGGAGCCGGGGGCGGCCGACUGCGAGGGGCGGCGCUCGCUGCGCUGCCGGAGGCGGGCCGCCCCCGCGCCCCCGCCAGACCUCGACCUGGAGCAGCUCACAGACUCCUCCUCGUCGCUCCGUGAGGUGAUCCCGCACGUGAAGAAGGAGCGCCGCCUGUCCAAGAUAGAGACGCUGACGCUGGCCAAGAACUACGUGAUGGCGCUCACCAACAUCAUCUGCGAGAUGCGCGGCGAGGCGUCGCCUUACGCGGCGGCGCUGCUGCCACCCUCGACCCCGUCGACGGCGUCCGCCCUGCCAGUGGAAGCCUUCGGCGUCGGCGUCGGCGUCGGCGUCGGCGUCGGCGUCGGCCUCGUCGUCAAGGAUGAGGCUGCCGGAGUCACGGCCACCCCCGACGCCACUAUGUGCGACGAAGACGCCGUGGCGCUCAACAGCUUCGACGACACCGACGGCAGUUUCUACGACGACCUGAGUCGAUUCGUCGACUGA
Molecule: messenger RNA, 585 nt
Organism: Schistocerca piceifrons (Central American locust)
Lineage: Eukaryota; Metazoa; Arthropoda; Insecta; Orthoptera; Acrididae
Product: protein dimmed-like
Exons: 3
Coding region: 1-585 (194 amino acids)
Molecular function (GO): protein dimerization activity
Source: RefSeq, a predicted model, not a curated record